This is a messenger RNA of Corythoichthys intestinalis (scribbled pipefish), 1323 nucleotides long. It is a transcript of the gene ptrh2, whose product is annotated as peptidyl-tRNA hydrolase 2. Gene Ontology annotation, molecular function: peptidyl-tRNA hydrolase activity. Bases 124 to 660 code for a protein of 178 amino acids. Gene Ontology annotation, biological process: positive regulation of anoikis; negative regulation of anoikis. Lineage: Eukaryota; Metazoa; Chordata; Actinopteri; Syngnathiformes; Syngnathidae. Gene Ontology annotation, cellular component: mitochondrion; cytosol. The record is from RefSeq and is a predicted model, not a curated record. The transcript is spliced from 2 exons.
GAGGAAGCUGAGAACUUCCCAACCAGUAGGUGGCGGUAACACUUUUUUGUACCAUUAAAUAAAAGAAUAGGAAGACGCACCGGUCAAUGCUUGUUCGUCGUGUGGAGCAGAUUUGAGUUAAACAUGGACAUCAUCAAGGGUCCAUUGGACAUGCUGAAGAGCCCGUUAGGCAUGGGUGUCACCGUUGCACUUGGCUGCGGGCUCCUCGUGGGUUGGCAGCUACGUGCCAUCUUGGGUCCAUCCCCCAAAAGUCUGAUGAGGUCCAUGGGAGCCGGCUCCACUGAAGCAUCGGUGAUGGGAGAAGGAGGGGGCUACAAGAUGAUCCUGGUUGUCAACUGCAACCUGAAGAUGGGAAAGGGUAAAGUGGCGGCCCAAUGCGCACAUGCAGCUGUGGCGGCGUACAAACAGGUGCAGUCCAGAAACCCGGAGCUCCUCAAAAUGUGGGAGUACUGCGGUCAGCCCAAAGUAGUGGUGAAGGCCCCGGACGAGGAGACCUUGAUUCAGCUCAUGGGGCUCGCCAAGGAGUUGAGGCUGCCUGUGAGCCUGAUCCAAGAUGCGGGAAGGACACAAAUCGCCGCCGGCUCCCGCACUGUGCUCGGUAUUGGUCCGGGUCCGUCCGACCUCAUUGACACUGUCAGCGGAGACUUAAAGCUUUUCUAAGGGUCCCCCUCUUCACAUGAAUGUAGUUGAUACAGCUUCUAUUUCUAGACCAUUUGUAAAGUAAAUAUUGAAUGCAAAGAAAAUUCAAUUACAUUCUGGAAUCGUACAAGUUCUGCACACUUUUUAUACUGUAUUUAGCUACUUGAUAAACUACAUGUGUGCUUACGCGGUCGCGGGAUAUGGUCGUUAUAAUCCAUUUGAACAUAUUAUUUCUCUGGCAAACAUGCAAACAUUAAAAGUAAUAAUCAUAUUACGAGCUCUUAAUUUGCAUUAAAAAUAUGCAGAAAAGGAUUUAAAAGAUCAAGGGUCUGACAAUUAAGAGACAGUUUGCUGAACAAGGAUGAAACAAAAAUGGCAUUCACUCGGUACAUAUUUGUGUAGGUGCACCGUAAUUAGUGUUGUAAAACCUAAUAUGGGUGCUAUACAAGUUGUUUACAUUAAUGUGUAUUUGUUCAUGAAGAAAAGUUGAACUGGCCCAUUCUAGUUUAGGACAUUUCACAUCUCAUCCCCACCCAUUUUUUAUUUUAUAAAUCUAGCGGUCCAUAGAACAGACUUACCUGUCCCGAGACCAAAGUGUUAACAAAAAAAAUGAAAUCAAAUACAUUUUGAAAAACAAAAUGUCACGGUCUGCUGUCCAUUGAAGAAUAAAGUUUUCUUUGACGC